Impatiens glandulifera is the source of this 763-nucleotide messenger RNA. RefSeq names its product non-specific lipid transfer protein GPI-anchored 14-like. The coding region runs from base 49 to 636 and encodes 195 amino acids. The transcript has 3 exons. NCBI's taxonomy places the organism in Eukaryota, Viridiplantae, Streptophyta, Magnoliopsida, Ericales, Balsaminaceae. The record is from RefSeq and is a predicted model, not a curated record.
AUUAUCAUUAUCAUCAUACAACCAAGUCUAAAUUAAUUAAUUAAUAAUAUGUCGUCUUCUUCUUCUUCUCUUCCGUUUUGUAUGGGAUAUUUGAUUAUCAUGAUACUAUUGAUGGGUCAGGUUACAAGAUCAGAUAUAACGCAGGACAGGAACGAGUGUGCGGAUCAGCUAUUGGGAUUGGCCACGUGUAUCGAGUAUGUAGGUGGAAAGGCUAAGGCACCCACACCGGAUUGCUGCACCGGAAUGAAACAAGUGGUGGAAAAGAGCAAGAAGUGUCUUUGUAUAUUGGUAAAAGACAAAGAUGACCCUAGUCUUGGCCUUCAUAUCAAUGCUACUCUUGCUUUAGGUCUACCCUCCGUUUGCCAUGCUCCUACAGAUAUCUAUCAGUGCAUUGCUCUUCUAAACUUGGCACCUGGUUCACCUGAAGCAAAGGUUUUUGAAGAUUUUGUACACAGUUCUAAUGGAACUGCCUCAGCUAGCCCUAUUGGUGGCAAGGUGAAUACCACGAGCAGUAGUAAUACCACUUCUACGCCAUCAACCAAAAGCCCCAACUCUGGUGGUGAGAGAAGGAAGAGAUGGCUGGCAGCUGACGUGGCCAUCAUAACUAUUAUUUGUAUCCUCCCUAUUUCACUUUAAUUACUCUUAAUAAUAUUAAUUAAUUUUAAUAUCUAUUGAAUAAUUAUUUGUUUAAGUAAUGUAUUUCUUUUCCAUUGUUAAGAGAUUCCCAAAAUCUUUUAAUGAAAAUAAAAAAAUUGUUUAUUUA